Peronospora matthiolae is the source of this 864-nucleotide messenger RNA. Lineage: Eukaryota; Oomycota; Peronosporomycetes; Peronosporales; Peronosporaceae. The record is from the annotation of a GenBank genome assembly.
AUGGCGUCCUCCACGCCCCGGCGACGAGAAAAUGAAUCAAUUACCGAGGAGCAGAUGGAGCAUGUCCGACAAGAUGGAAAUGACUCGUGCCCGCUCCUGGGCGAGGAAGAAUCACCAGCUACUACUGAUGUCCGGUGCCAUCAAAUUCGGGACGUGCGGCGGAUCGACAAUGGUGCGCUCGGCUGUACAAAACGAAGCCUAGCACAGCGGAUCCGGAGCCGCAAGAAUCGCUUCGUUCAGCACGUACUCGUUGCGUGUCAUCUUAUUGAUCCAUCCAGAGAUCUGAUGUUCAAGCAAGAGCUCUCAAGCAACAAGGUGGCCAUCGAGAAACUCACAACGAUUCGCAACAGUGUCUUUGCGUACUCGGAGAGCAUCGUCAGCUUGUCAACCGCUAUUUGUUGCUUCACCGGCAACUCAGCACGUCUCCAAGAUGGCUCACAAGACGCACUAGCCAACGUAGUGGUGGAAGGAAGCAACAUCCUCGAAUGCUCGCUCGUCUUCAGUGAUCAAGUCGAGAAGUCCGUUCUUGCAAAGAUCGACCAUCGAAUCGCCGAGCUCGAGCGCGUCCGCUCGCUCAUCACGGAACGUGCAAAGCUGGUCGUUGACGUUGAAUACGCUGAGCGGGUGUUGGCUCUGGAGCAGCAGAGAGGACACGUCAACCGGAUUGCAGAGCGCAAACAUGCGCUCCAAGUGGCUCGACUUGAGUGCGAGAAAGCGACACGAAUCAUCCUGGAGCAGCUCAAAUUCGUGCACCCGAAUCAAGAUACUGACGUGUUUGGGCUCUUGCAAGAGUCCGUACAGCUAGUCGCGCAGUUUUUCCGACGUGGUGUCGACUUGGUCAAUAGCGCAGUUCCCUGUCAUUGA